GGGCCGAGCCCAGGCCCGAUCCCGAUCCCGGUCCCGAUCCCGAGCCUCGCACCGCCCGUCCCGCACCGCCCUUCCCGCACGGACACCGCAGGACCAUGGAUUUCCCUGGGCACUUUGAGCAGGUCUUCCAGCAGCUGAACUACCAGCGGCUGCACGGGCAGCUGUGCGACUGCGUGAUCGUGGUGGGCAACCGGCACUUCAAGGCGCACCGCUCGGUGCUGGCCGCCUGCAGCACGCACUUCCGCGCGCUCUUCACCGUGGCCGAGGGCGACCAGAGCAUGAACAUGAUCCAGCUGGACAGCGAGGUGGUGACGGCCGAGGCCUUCGCCGCGCUCAUCGACAUGAUGUACACGUCCACGCUGAUGCUGGGCGAGAGCAAUGUGAUGGACGUGCUGCUGGCCGCCUCGCACCUGCACCUCAACUCGGUGGUCAAGGCCUGCAAGCACUACCUGACGACGCGGACGCUGCCGCUGUCGCCGCCCAGCGAGCCCGCGCAGGAGCAGAGCGCGCGGCUGCAGCGCUCCUUCAUGCUGCAGCAGCUGGGGCUCAGCAUCGUCAGCUCGGCGCUGGGCUCCUCGCAGGGCGCCGAGGAGCCGCCCGGCGCGCUGGGCGCGGCGCUGCGCGGCGGGCUGGAGCAGCGCGCCGCCUUCCCCAUGCGCCGCCUGCACAAGCGCAAGCAGUCCUCCGAGGAGCGCGCCCGCCAGCGCGUCCGCCCCGCCAUGGACGAGCCCGUGGCCGACGUGGCCGCUGAGAGCGGGCAGCCCAGCGUGCACUCCCGGGAGGAUUUCUUCUCUCCGGACUCGCUCAAGAUCGUGGACAACUCCAAGGCCGACGCGGUUGCCGAUAACCAGGAGGACAACACGAUCAUGUUCGACCAGUCCUUCGGCGCUCAGGAGGACGCCCAGGUGCCCAGCCAGUCGGACAAUGGUGAGGGGAACAUCUCCCAGAUGUCUAUGGCGUCCCAGGCCACGCAGGUGGAGACCAGCUACGACCAGGAGGCUGCUGCUGAGAAGAGCAACUUCCCGUGCGAAAACCCCGAGGUCAGUCUGAACGAGAAGGAGCACAUGAGGGUGGUGGUGAAGUCUGAGCCCCUGAGCUCCCCGGAGCCCCAGGACGAGGUGAGCGAUGUCACCUCGCAGGCGGAGGGCAGCGAGUCGGUGGAGGUGGAAGGAGGAGUGGUGAGCGCAGAGAAGAUCGAGCUGAGUCCCGAGAGCAGCGACCGCAGCUUCUCGGACCCGCAGUCCAGCACCGACAGGGUGGGGGACAUCCACAUCAUGGAGGUGUCCAACAACCUGGAACACAAGUCUUCUUUCAGCAUUUCCAACUUUCUGAAUAAAAGCAGGGGAAGUGGCUUUGGCGCCAGCCAAAGCAACGACGACAACAUUCCCAACACCACCAGCGACUGCAGGAUGGACAGUGACGCCCCUUACCUGAUGAGCCCGGAGUCGGGGCCCGCCGGCAGCCACUCGUCCGCCGCCGUGUCGCACGUGGAGAACCCGUUCAGUGAGCCCACAGACUCCCACUUCGUGCGGCCCAUGCAGGAUGUGAUGGGUCUGCCAUGCGUGCAGAGCUCCGGCUACCGAGCGGCGGAGCAGUUCGGCAUGGAUUUCCCACGCUCCGGCCUGGGCCUGCACUCGCUGUCUCGGGCCAUGAUGGGUUCUGUGAGAGGCGGAGCCGGUGGCUUCCCCGGCUACCGCCGCAUCGCCCCCAAGAUGCCCGUGGUGACCUCGGUGCGGAGCUCGCAGCUGCAGGAGAGCUCCUCGGGGUCGCAGCUGAUGAUGAACGGCGGCAGUUCCUUCGAGGGCGGGCACCUGUCGCAGCCAGGCCCGCCGCAGCUGACGCGCGCCUCCGCUGACGUGCUGUCCAAGUGCAAGAAGGCCCUGUCGGAGCACAACGUGCUGGUGGUGGAGGGUGCGCGCAAGUACGCCUGCAAGAUCUGCUGCAAGACCUUCCUGACGCUGACGGACUGCAAGAAGCACAUCCGCGUGCACACGGGGGAGAAGCCCUACGCCUGCCUCAAGUGCGGCAAGCGCUUCAGCCAGUCCAGCCACCUCUACAAACACUCCAAGACCACCUGCCUUAGGUGGCAGAGCAGCAACCUGCCCAGCAGUUUGCUGUGAGCCCGGCAGGCAGGCGGGCGGGCGCACACCGGCGUGCCACGGUGCCAAACAUAGUCUUGGCUCUGCCAUUGGGGAUAUCCGGUACCUACCUCGCGGGUGUCGCCGCCGGGAGCCGCGCGGCGGGAUGGGGAUGCGACCCCCACGGCCAAGAGCCCCUUUGCAGGGCAGAGGGGCGACAGCACGGGGGUCUCCUGAAAUAGCACGGUUUGAGAACAAGAAACUGACGUGCGCUUUCCUUUCUUUUUGUCUUCUCUCUAAAGCGUUUUGUAACAGUGGAAGCAUUUAAAUGAUUACUGUAACAUGAGUUGCUGCAUUACCUGAGGAUGGAGCUGCAGACCCCUUACCUUUCAAAGAGGAAAACAGCUUAGGCUGCACCUGUCUGACAUAAUGCUUUAAAAUACGCUACUUACGACGAUAGUUCUAGGAUUAUGAAUGUAUGUUUGGCUGUUUUGUAGUAAAGGACACUGUGUAAUCAAGGUGCUUAAAUUAAAUCCCACACAAAUAACUUUCGGACUGCCAGGUGUACAUAUAACUUUAAUACAGCAAGAUCUGGAUAUUUGGCUGUUUUUUUUUUUUUCCGUAGAAAUGAGUAUUGAGUGGUAAGUGAAGUACUGUCUCUUGUUUGUGCUAUUCCUAGCAGUAUUUUAACCAGUUUGUAUCUCCUAUGUCACAAUUCUAUAUACGCAGAAGUUUGAACAGAGCUUGUCUUUGUCUGUUGUUUUGAAGGAGAGGGACUUUUUGAUGGCUUUUUUUGCCACGGAAGGCAGCCUCUCGCUGUUCCCAGAUGCCCAGAGUCCAUCUGCUCCCCAUUACGGUGUGAGCACGUUGUCUCUUCUCUUAUCUCCAGGCUGCAAUCUCCUGCCCUGCGCACCGAGGGACUUCCCUCUGCAGCUGUGGAUCUGUCCUUGGGUCAGGAGCAAUCCCCCUUUGCCGUGUUGCACAGAAUCACAGAGUAUGCUCACUUGGCAGGGACCCCUCAGGAUCACUGUGUCCAGCUCCUGGCCUUGCAGGGGAUAUCCCAACAAUCCCAUCUUGUGCCUGACACUUCUUCACCUCAGGCAGCCUUGGGCCUGUGACCCUGUCCCCGGGGAGCUUCUUCAGUGCCAGACCAUCCUCUGUGUGGAAACCCUCUCCUGGUAGCCAACCUAAACCUCCCCUGAUUCAGCUGCAGCUGUUUUCUCACAUCCUGUCACUGCUCACAAGAGUGGGGAGAUCUGUUCCUGCUCUUCUGCUGCCUCUCAGGAGGAUGCUGGAGACCCUGGCGAGGUCUGACCUCGGUGUCUCUCCUCCAGGCUGAACAAACCAAGUGCCCUCAGCUGCUCCUUGAAAAGUUUCCUCUCCAGACCCUCAGCAGCCCCAUGGCCUCCUUUGGACAGUAACAGCCUAAUGUCUGAGGCUGCCCCAGAGCAGAGCAGAGCAGAGCUGAGCAGGACAAUCCCUCCCUCACCCGGCUGCUGACACCCCCAGGGUGUGCCAGGGCACAGCUGGCUCACAUUCUGUAAAAUGUCCUUGUCAAAUCCACUGAAGUACUUUUCUCCUUACAUUUAAAAAAGCUAGUGUAAAUUUAAUUUAAAAAAAAAGCAUCAUACGCACGCAGCAGAAAUUUGUUGUUUUCCAUGUGAAUCAUGUAAAUCUCUUUUUAAUUUCCCCUUCUUUGGUGCCAUCAUCACUUAACACUGCCUGCAGUCUCCUUUCUUCCUUGCCAAAGGUGCACACGAACCGUGCUCAGCAUUCUGAAGUUUUAAAAUAAACUUUCAGGGCAUUUCUGCUGAUGGUAAAUGCUGCUCAGCCGAGCAGGGGCUGGGUCCAGGCUGCAGUGUGUCCUUCUGCUCAGGUGAGACAGGAUUCCCUGCACCUGCCCUAUCAGUGUGUUGUUUGCACCUUGACCAUCUGAGGAAUGCAGAAACACAGGAGAUGGUUGGAUUAAUUACUUUAAAAUAUUAAUAUUUGGUUAUAGGAUUUACUUAAUGGUCAUAUUUCUGGCUCUUGAUUUUUUUUUAAAGCAUUAAAAUAACACUUUUUUUAAAGCAGUGGGAUAUGCUGUGUUUUGUUAUAAAUAAUUUCAGUAUUGGGGACUAACAGCAUUGAGCUGCAUAAACAGUCUCCCAAACAUCAAUAAAAUGCAGUAUUUUAUACUUUAAUAUUUUCUUUUGUUGCUUUGUUAAGUAACACUGCUUCAUCUUCAUCGCAUUUCUGGUGUUUUGCUUUUUAACAACAAGGCUUGGUUUUUUUCAUUUUGUGUUUCCUGUAGCACAUCCACAUUUUUGAAUUGUUACAAUGUUUUGGAAUAAAGCAUCUCUGCGCAAUGAGACUAACUAGGAACAAUUACGAGCAGAUAAACACUGAACUGAACUUUUGCAGUGUUUUAUAAAAAUUUGAUUGUGGAGUAUCAGUGCAGGAGGACUCCUGUGUUCUUUCUUUGUGAAAAAGCUGGGAGCGUUCUUGGAAGCGGCAGCUCUAAAUUCCAUUGUCGGUUAUGUGAGGCCUGGGGCCCGCAGCUGCCUCGCAGCUUUCUGAGUCUUCCUGAACGAAGCAAUAAAUUCUGGGAACAGCAGGAGUGAGCACCCGGGGCCUGAGCUGCCGCGGCCGCCCUGCAGCCUGCAGAGCUCUGCAGAGCUGGCGCCCUGCGCCGCGCCCAGAGGCAAACCUCGCACGGGGAUCUCGCUCGGGGCUCUCGGGGUCUGUUCCUAAACACCUGCAAAUAAACCCUGCGUUUCUGUG
Molecule: messenger RNA, 4841 nt
Organism: Lonchura striata (white-rumped munia)
Lineage: Eukaryota; Metazoa; Chordata; Aves; Passeriformes; Estrildidae
Gene: ZBTB5
Product: zinc finger and BTB domain containing 5
Biological process (GO): regulation of transcription by RNA polymerase II
Molecular function (GO): DNA-binding transcription factor activity, RNA polymerase II-specific; protein binding; RNA polymerase II cis-regulatory region sequence-specific DNA binding
Source: RefSeq, a predicted model, not a curated record